This is a messenger RNA of Aureobasidium melanogenum CBS 110374, 1563 nucleotides long. Its product is annotated as cysteine proteinase. Gene Ontology annotation, biological process: protein deubiquitination. The annotation marks the transcript as partial. The transcript is spliced from 2 exons. The record is from RefSeq and is a predicted model, not a curated record. NCBI's taxonomy places the organism in Eukaryota, Fungi, Ascomycota, Dothideomycetes, Dothideales, Saccotheciaceae. Gene Ontology annotation, molecular function: cysteine-type deubiquitinase activity; cysteine-type endopeptidase activity. Gene Ontology annotation, cellular component: nucleus; cytosol.
GUCAAGGCAAUCCUCGCGCGGCUGCAGAAAUAUGGCAUCACAACCUUUAGUGAGGCGAACGUCAGUUAUGCCUUACAGGCUACAAAUUCAGCCAGCAAUGGCGAUGAAGCUAUGCGUCUGCUGCUCCUCUUCGAAGACACGUACGAAGGCCUGGUCAAGACUUAUGAUCCCUCGACCAAGCUGCUUGGAGCAGAGAACCGCAAUGGUGUGACCUGUUACCUCGACGCCCUCCUCUUCGCCAUGUUCGCACGCCUCGACAGUUUCGAAGCCAUGCUAUACAAUUCGUUUGAUGAUCUACCCCGCAAGAAACUGGCCGGCCUCCUGCGGCUGUGGGUCAACAUGUUACGCUCUGGCAGACUCAUAACUCGAGACAUUACAAAACACCUGCAGGACUCUCUCGCCGAAUGUGGUUGGGAAUCAGCGGCGGAACUGUGCCAGCAAGACACUUCGGAGGCUUUCACCUUCAUCACCGGCCAGCUUGAGCUUCCGCUGCUCACCCUCAAGAUGGACCUGUUUCAUACAGGCAAGGAAGACCCAGCCGACGACCACAAGUUUGUUAACGAACGUCUGCUCGAGGUUGCGGUUGUCACAGAGCCGCCCGAGGGAAGCACCGUUGUUACGCUCGAAGACUGUCUGGAGAACUACUUCAACAAUCGCAUCGAGGUCAAACGCCAUCUCGAUAGACGCAACACGCUUCAGUCCGUGAGAUCAAACGAGUUAUUACGACGGAGGAACUCGUGUGACAAAAUCGGAGCUAUGCACGUCGAGACGGUUGAAUACUUCGAUCAGGCGGCAACUCCCAAGCAAGAUCCCAGCACCCCAAUCAAGUCGCCCUCUUCUGCGCCUAGCACACCAAUCAAGUCUCCUCUUGAUAAGAUCAGACCCGGAAUGAACAGAAAGCGUGCUGAUAGCAUCUUCAGUCAGCGACGAGUCGCGGAUUCGAAGUCUGAUGAAAAGAAUGGAUCCGACGACGCUUCAGGUACUCCUGGACGACCGCGAAAGAACUCGGUUCGCACCGAGGUUUUGAUGCCUGCCUGGCAAUUCUUCAAAUUGCUUCCUUGGUACACGGAGAACAUUGUCCCUACCAGCGAUGCCCAGGUCGCCGCCCACUUUUCAAGGAAGCGUCCCGUGCUCGGCAUCGCUCUCAAACGAUACCAAUACUCCAAUACCGGUGUUGCAAGCCGUUUGGACAACUUCAUCGACAUACCUCUGGAGAUUGCUGUGCCGAGCUUUGUAUCUGACGACGAGAUGGAGGACCACAGCCCGCUCGUUGGCAACUUCAAGCUCGUUCUUCAAUCUGUUGUUUGUCAUCGUGGUGUGUCGGUGAAUUCGGGUCAUUAUGUUUCGCUGGUUCGAGGGCGUGCAGCCAACGCCCCAAGCGUUGAUGGACGCUCCGAUCGACCCGAUACUGCCGAGAGUAGUGAAGAAGAAGAUCCUUGGAUGUUGUUCGAUGACCUUGCCAGAGAACGCGUUACCUACGUUGACAUCAACCAAAAGCUGAAGGAGGAGUGCCCAUAUCUCCUGUUCUAUCAGGUCCAACCUAUCGACGAGGAGCUCAUCCCC